AUGUCUGAUCUGGCAAGAAAUGAUUCUGAACUUCGACAUAAAUUAAAAAAAGAAGUAGAAACUACAUCAGUACCGAUUGAUAAAAUUGUUGAAUCAGCAUAUUCAGUUAUGAUCACAGAAGAACGAAAAACUGAUUCAGUUUCAAAAUUUCCUACUAUUAAAACAUUAAAAAAUCCUGCUAGUAAACAGCGUCGAAAAAUUAGACCUCCACUGCCAAAACAUAUCGAAGAUAUACCAUUUCCAUUUCCAACAUUAUGUACAUUAACUAAACAUAAUACAAAUUUUCUUUUAUUCGACGGACAACUAGGAGAAACAAGAGGUCUAAUAUUUGCAUCUCAGGAUGAUAUUCGAUACUUGGCAAACCAGAAAUUUUGGUAUGCUGAUGGAACAUUCUAUACUUCUCCAUCAGUAUUCUACCAAAUUUAUAGCAUUCAUGCUUAUGAUGAAGGGCUGUCAACUCCAUGUGUAUUCGCACUUAUUGCAGAUAAAAAAGAAGAAACAUAUCAAGAUUUCUUUUUAGUACUGAAGAAAAAAAUUAUCGAAACAUCCAAUAUGAUUCGACUUGAAUCAAUUACCAUUGAUUUUGAAGCAGCUGUUAAAAAUGUAUUUUAUAAAAAUUUUCCAUGUGUUCAAGUAAGAAAAAAAAAUUUCAGAUUUCACAAAUUUUCAAAAAUGAAAAGUUAG
Molecule: messenger RNA, 684 nt
Organism: Rotaria sordida
Lineage: Eukaryota; Metazoa; Rotifera; Eurotatoria; Philodinida; Philodinidae
Source: the annotation of a GenBank genome assembly